CCUCGCUUCAAUAAAUGCUUUAAAAAUUGGGCACACAAACCAGAAGUAAUAAACGAUAUCAAAUCAAGAUGGAAAAUGCGUUACUUAUCUUAUGAGCUAUUAGAGAUUUUAAAGGUUCCGGUCAAAUUAUAUCCUCCACAGACUUCAGAAGACUUUCGUGCGUUAUUUGAUGAUUUGGAAGAAACGGAAGAACAGGAAGAACAGACUUAA
This is a messenger RNA of Paraglomus brasilianum, 210 nucleotides long. The record is from the annotation of a GenBank genome assembly. NCBI's taxonomy places the organism in Eukaryota, Fungi, Glomeromycota, Glomeromycetes, Paraglomerales, Paraglomeraceae.